CUUUCACUCAUUUUCUCUCCGUCCUCACUCGCUGACCAUCGAUCUUAGGCCACUCCCGAAGGAUUUCUCCGGCUUAUACAAAUCCUACUGCCGUCAAAAUCGAUUCAAAGCGAACCAGAGAUUGAAUGGAAGAUGCAGCUGCUCCGAAUUCAGGAUCCGAAUUUAAUCCAGGAGCAAGACGCGGCAAAUCUAUCGAUGAAUGCCAAGACAUGAUUCGUAGGAGUUUCCGAAACCCAAUAGUGAAGUUUCUGAUGGAGCAAAUGGAGAAAUCUGGGUGUAGAGUUGGUGAUAAUUUCGUUAAGGCUGUUGUUUGUACUGGACCUGUAGCUGGAGGUUACACUAAAGGAAGAGGGAUAACUGUCUGCAGUAACUAUCUGACCAUUCAAGAUGAAGUGAACCAAGUAGUUAUACAUGAGUUGAUUCAUGCUUAUGACGAGUGCCGAGCCAAGAAUUUGGAUUGGACUAAUUGUGCUCAUCAUGCUUGCAGCGAGGUGAUUACAAUAUUAGAUCAAACCUUUGAUAUACUCUUGUCAAAGUACUUGAUAGGUUUUGGUGUGUGUGUUUUCUUUAACAGAUUCGUGCAGGUCAUCUAAGCGGUGAUUGCCAUUUCAAGAGAGAACUUUUGCGCGGUUUCAUUAAAUUAAGAGGGCAUGAACAAGAAUGUAUAAAAAGAAGAGUGUUGAAAUCACUUCGUGGCAACCCGUAUUGCUCGGAAGUAGCUGCUAAAGACGCGAUGGAAGCAGUGUGGGAUACUUGUUACAAUGACACUAAGCCUUUUGAUAGAGCUCCUUGAAGGUAAUAAGUCUAUUUACACUCUCAAAAGACUUAUGUUUGCUUCAAAGUUAUGAGUUCAACUUCAUCUUUGAAGAUCGACAUAAAGCCAGAAAAAAAACUGUUGGAUUCAGCCGUUGAUUAUCCCCCCAUGUAUUUCUCUCAAUCCAACCUUUUUGGCCAAGUCAAACGAUAGAGUAUUUGUUUAGAUUCUUUACAUUGUUGUUUGAAACAAAGGAAAAGGUCUAAUACACAAUCUUGAUUUCAAGUGGAUUUUGCUUGAAAGUAUAAUUUUGAUUUAUGGAUUUGUAUUUUACAUCACACUCUGGAGUCUGGAGGGAUAAGUAGCUCUGAAUCUAACAGUGUAAUAGAAAGUUGAUACUUUAGGGACAGAGUAAAAUCAUAUCAUAUUUGAAGAAAAUUUAUUGAUCG
Arabidopsis thaliana (thale cress) is the source of this 1203-nucleotide messenger RNA. RefSeq names its product Ku70-binding family protein. Gene Ontology annotation, molecular function: metalloendopeptidase activity. The transcript is spliced from 4 exons. The coding region runs from base 126 to 593 and encodes 155 amino acids. NCBI's taxonomy places the organism in Eukaryota, Viridiplantae, Streptophyta, Magnoliopsida, Brassicales, Brassicaceae. The record is from RefSeq and is marked reviewed. Gene Ontology annotation, cellular component: mitochondrial inner membrane.